This is a messenger RNA of Musca domestica (house fly), 2243 nucleotides long. It is a transcript of the gene Mfe2, whose product is annotated as peroxisomal multifunctional enzyme type 2. NCBI's taxonomy places the organism in Eukaryota, Metazoa, Arthropoda, Insecta, Diptera, Muscidae. Gene Ontology annotation, molecular function: oxidoreductase activity. The coding region runs from base 288 to 2075 and encodes 595 amino acids. The transcript is spliced from 3 exons. The record is from RefSeq and is a predicted model, not a curated record.
AGUUGCACACACUCUUGGUUGGUGGGUUGACUGUUAUCUAUUUCGUGGACAACGUCGUUUAUUCCAAGUUGAUCAAAGUUGCAAAAUCACCAGCAAACAAUUAAAAAAAUAACAUCUAAAACGAAAUAUUAUCGCAAAAACAACAUAUUCUAAACAUAGAACAAAGAAGAUUUUGAUUACGACUCUCAAUUGCAACAAAGAUUAAACGUUAAACUGCCAACAAUUUCACUCAGUUCGGGUUUGACCGUCGUUGUGCAAAGAAGGAGCGUGUGAGAAACUACAGAAAAAUGGCUGAUCAAUUGCGUUUUGAUGGACGUGUUGCUAUCGUAACUGGUGCCGGUGCCGGUUUGGGUCGCGAAUAUGCCAUGCUUUUGGCUUCCCGUGGUGCCAAGGUUGUGGUCAAUGAUUUGGGUGGCACCCACAGUGGUGAGGGUGCAUCUACUCGUGCCGCCGAUGUUGUGGUCAAUGAAAUCAAGGCCAACGGCGGUGAGGCUGUGGCCGACUACAACUCCGUUGUCGAUGGCGACAAGGUCGUUGAUACCGCCAUCAAGGCUUACGGUCGUGUUGAUAUUAUCAUCAACAAUGCCGGGAUUUUGCGUGAUCGCAGCAUUGCCAAAAUCUCCGAACAGGAUUGGAAUUUGGUGCAUGAUGUCCACUUGAAGGGUAGUUUCAAGGUAACCCAAGCUGCAUGGCCCUACAUGAAGAAACAAAACUAUGGCCGCAUCAUUAUGACCUCCUCCAACUCUGGCAUGUAUGGUAACUUUGGUCAGGCCAAUUACUCUGCUGCCAAGAUGGGUUUGGUUGGUUUGGCCAAUACCGUGGCCAUUGAGGGGGCCAAGAACAACAUUCACUGCAAUGUUAUUUUGCCCACUGCUGCCAGUCGUAUGACUGAAGGCAUUUUGCCCGAUAUGCUCUUCAAUGAAUUAAAGCCAAAAUUGAUUGCUCCCGUUGUGGUCUACAUGUGCCACGAAUCUUGUGAUGAAAAUGGAACCUACAUUGAAAGUGCUGCCGGUUGGGCCACCAAGGUUCACUCUGUCCGCGGCAAGGGUACCGUGCUCCGCACAUCCAUUGAACAAGACUCCAUUAGCCUGGAAGCUGUCCAAAAGGCCUGGGGCAAGGUCACUGACAUGAGCGAAGCCAAACACUUGAAUGCCAUUGGCGAGGCUUCGGGUUACUUGCUUGAAGUUUUGGAAAAACUCAAGGAAGGCGGUUUGAGUGAUUUCGAAGAUGUCUUCAAAUUCGGUUCGAAGGACUUGAUUGUCUAUGCCUUGGGUGUUGGUGCUACCACCAAGAACAGCAAUGAUUUGAAAUUCUUGUACGAAAACGAUCCUGACUUCACCGCCAUUCCAACCUUCUUUGUUAUGCCUGGUCUUAUGUUGAGCAUGACCAGCAGUUUGGUGGCAACUGCUUUGCCCGAAGGCAAAGCCAACCUUACCAACAUUUUGCAUGGCGAACAAUAUUUGGAAAUCUGUGAUGACAUCCCCACCAAUGGCAAAUUGACCACAACCGGCAAAGUUUUCGAUGUUAUGGACAAGGGCUCCGGUGCCGUUGUUGUUACCAACUGUGAUAGCUACGACGAAAAUGGCCGUCUCUUGGUUAAGAACCAAAGCAGCAUUUUUGUUGUUGGUGCUGGAAAAUUCGGUGGCAAAAAGAAUCCCAUUCAAGGUGUGGUACCAGUUGUUGCUGCUCCCAACCGUGCUCCAGACUCCUUCAUCCAAUACAAGACCAACGAAGAUCAAGCUGCCUUGUAUCGCAUGUCUGGUGAUUUGAAUCCCUUGCACAUUGAUCCCAACUUUGCUGCCAUCUCCGGUUUCAAGGUACCCAUUUUGCAUGGUCUCUGCUCUUUGGGCUUCUCGGUGCGCGCCGUUUUGGCUCAAUAUGCCAACAACAAUUCCGCCUUGUUCAAGGCCGUUAAGGCCCGUUUCGCUGCCCCCGUUGUACCCGGCCAAACCUUGAAGGUUGACAUGUGGAAGGAAGGCAAACGUAUUCAUUUCCGUACCAGCGUCGUGGAGACUGGCAAGGAUGUCAUUACCGGUGCCUAUGUUGAUCUAAAAGAUACAUCGGCCAAAUUGUAAAUACCCAGCUCUUAAUUCCGAAGGAAGAUACAAUUUUUUUAUAAUUAAGGAAACCUUUUGUAUAUGGUUAAACGUUUGUAGACUGGUAUAAGAAUUCCAUUAUUGUUUUUUCUGUUUUUUACGUUCGAAAAAAAUAUAUAUGUGUAUAUAAAAUAAGUGUAUUUAAAA